CCCCUUUAAUUUUGUCUUUUAUAAAUCUCAUGUGUAUUUGGUUGCUCUGUUCUCAUGACAUAUACUUAUGGUUGCACACACCAUUCAUAUUCCACACUUAUCAUUCCAAGCUUUCUUUCUCAUGGCUCUGCUACCAUCAUCAUCCUCCUCCUUCUCCUCCUUCACCUAUGCAUUCACUUACGAUGUAUUCCUCAGCUUCAGGGGUUCUGAUACUCGCUUUGGUUUUACUGGCAAUCUCCACAAAACUCUCUCAGAUAAGGGAAUCCACACCUUCAUUGAUGAUAAGGACCUUAAGAGAGGAGAUGAAAUCACACCCGCACUUAUCAAGGCCAUUCAAGAGUCGAGGAUUGCCAUCCCUAUCUUCUCUGUGAACUAUGCUUCUUCUUCAUUUUGCCUGGAUGAACUUGUCACAAUCAUGGAGUGUGUCAAGGCAAAAGGUCGGUUGGUUCUUCCGGUUUUCUAUGAUGUGGAUCCUUCUCAUGUCAGACAUCAAAGUGGGACUUAUGCUGAAGCUAUGGACAAGCAUGAGAAGAGGUUUAAGGAUAGCAAGGAAAAGUUGAAGGACAACAUGGAGAGGUUGCAAAAAUGGAAGAUGGCUCUUAACCAAGCCGCUAAUUUGUCAGGCUCUCAUUACAAACCCAGUGAUGGAUCUUAUGAACACGACUUUAUCGGAAAAAUUGUUAAAGAGGUCUUAAGAAAGAUUAAUCGUGUAGCUUUACAUAUUGCUGAUUACCCCGUUGGACUAGAAUCCCAAGUGGAAGAAGUGCUUUUUCUUAUGGAUGUUGGGUCUGAUGAUAAAGUUCACAUGGUAGGAAUUCAUGGAAUAGGAGGGAUUGGUAAAACAACACUUGCUCUAGCAGUUUACAAUUCCAUUGCUGACCAUUUUGAAGGUUUAUGUUUUUUAGAAAAUGUUCGAGAAAAUUCAAACAAACAUGGGUUACCACAUCUCCAAAAGAUAUUUCUUGUGGAUGUACUUGAAGAGAAGGAAAUUGAGAUAACAAGUGUCGGCAAAGGAAUUUCAAUGAUACAACGUAGGCUCCAGCAAAAAAGGGUUCUUUUGAUUCUAGAUGAUGUUAACAAGAUGGAGCAGCUACAAGGCAUUAUUGGAAGGUCUGAUUGGUUUGGUCGUGGUAGUAGAGUCAUCAUCACGACUCGGGAUAAACACUUGCUAGCAUUACACGGGGUUGAAAGCACAUAUGAAGUGGAAACGUUGAACGAGAAUGAUGCUGUUAAAUUGCUCAGAUGGAAAGCUUUUAAAGAGGACAAGGUUAGACCAAACUAUGAAGGCAUGUUAAGCCGUGCAUUGGCUUAUGCUUCCGGCCUUCCAUUGGCUUUGGAAGUAAUAGGUUCUAACCUGUAUGGAAAAAGUAUACAAGAAUGGGAAUCUGCAUUAGAGCAAUAUGAAAAGAUUCCAACUAAAAAGAUUCAACAAGUACUUGAAGUGAGUUUUGCUGCUUUAGAGAAACAAGAGCAAAGUGUUUUCUUAGACGUCGCUUGUUGCUUCAAAGGAUAUCACUUAGAAGAGGUUGAAAAUAUACUCAAUGCCCAUCAUAACCAUUGCAUUAAAUAUCAAAUUGUUGUGUUGGUUGAUAAGUCUCUCAUAAAGAUUACUCAUUCGGGUUAUGUGACACUACACGACUUGAUUGAGGAUAUGGGUAAAGAAAUUGUGCGACAAGAAUCACCACAAGAGCCUGGAAACCGCAGUAGGUUAUGGUUUCAUGAAGACAUAUUUGAAGUUUUGGAACAAAAUACGGGAACAAGCAAAAUUGAAAUGAUGCAUCUAGAUUACCCGUCAUUUGAAGAAGUGAAUUGGGAUGGAGAGGCUUUCAAAGAGAUGAAAAAACUCAAAACACUUGUCAUUAGAAAAACUCAUUUUUCUAAAGGUCCAGAGCAUCUUCCAAAUAGUUUAAGAGUACUAGAGUGGUGGAAAUACCCUUCACAACAUUUACCAAGUGAUUUCCAUCCAAAGAAACUUUCCAUAUGCAUAUUACCUUAUAGUAGCAUGGUGUCCUUGGAGUUGGGAAGAUCAUCAAAGAAGUUCGAGACUAUGAAAGUUUUAAAUCUCGAUUUCUGUGAAUCAUUAACAGAGAUACCUAACUUAACUGGUCUCCCAAAUUUAGAAGAGCUUUCAUUUGAAUUUUGUUCAAAAUUAAUUACGAUUGACUGUUCGGUUGGGUUGUUGGCCAAACUUAAAAGCUUGAAUGCUGGUUAUUGCUCCCAGCUUAGGAGUUUUCCUUCCCUUAAGCUGCCCUCUCUUGAAAAACUCUAUCUUCAUGGUUGUUUAAGUCUUGAGAGUUUUCCAGAAAUAUUAGAAAAGAUGGAAAAUAUAAGGAAGCUUGAUUUGAGGUGCACUAACAUAAGCAAAUUUCCACAUUCAUUUGGAAAUCUGACUCGACUUCUAUUCAUGUGGGUUUCUCACUUGCUGCCAUUAAGGAGCUUAGACACGAUGCCAGAACUAUUAUGGCUCGAAAUCAGUCAGCGGCGGAUAUAUUAUGAGGAUAGCGAGAGUGAGAGUGAAGAAGAAGUGAUGGAUGGCGGAGCUGUGGAAUUAGUUCCCACGUUCUUGAAUGAAAAAGAGAGUUCCAUGCUUUUGCCUUCAAAACUAGAAUGUCUUACUCUCGAACAGAGCCACCUGUCAGAUGAAUAUUUAGUAUUAGUUCCCUCCUUGUUUCCUAACUUGCAAGAAUUAGAGCUAAUGGAUUGUCCAUCAAUCACAGUUGUACCUGAAUGCAUCAAAGAAUGUCGCUUUUUACGGAGGCUUUUCUUGAAUAGAUGCGAGCAACUUAGAGAAAUUUGUGAAGGGAUUUUGCCAAGAUUAAACAAGUUAGUUGUAUGCGGAUGUCCAUCCUUGAGUUCCAGUUGUAGAAGCAUGUUGGUGAGGCAGGAACUGGGUGCGGAUGUAGACAUUCAUCUUCAAUUGCGAAACUUAGAAGGAGAAACGAUUCCAGAGAGGUUUGAGCACCAGAACAGGGGUCCAUCUCCGUCACUUUCUUUCUGGUUUCGUAACGACUUCCCUCUCAUCUUACUAUGUAUUGCUUCUCCACCUGAAACAAAUUUGCCUGACCAUGAUUAUUCAAUAGUAAAUUCCUUCAUCAAUGGCUCUUCAGGUCAACUAUUCAGAGUGAAUUGGGGUUGUACUCUUCUUCAGAGGCUAAGCAAAGACUACUUUGAUACACAUAUGAGCGAAAUAUGCAGGAUAUCAAAAAAUAAGUGGAAUUAUGUGGAGUUUAGGAUUGAAAGGGUCUUUGAUUUUGGAAUUGGAAUCCAUGUAUUGAAAGAGCAAAACAUGCAGGAUAUCCGAUUCAUGAAUCCUGAUAAAAGGAGAAAAAUAGACUUGAAUUUGGCACCGCUUGAAGAGGAUGAUUUGAAUGUGAUAGAUUUUAUCAUUAAUAUGCUACACUAAAACAGGAAGUGCAUGAGGGGUAAAGACCUACUUUGAAUUGCCAUGCCUAUAAACAGGAAGGAUUCCAAAGUGGUUUGAGCACGAGAGAAGGGGUGCACUUUCUUUCUGGUUUUCCAUCGUACACUGAUUUUUAACUCUGAAUGAUUUGGAGACGGAGGCUGUAAACUGGAUCUUGGGACUGUGGCUGGGUAGCAGUCAUCAUUGCUGCUGUUUAUCAUCCAGGUUUAUUGUAAAUAAAAUUUUCAAGCAAUUAAACCUAUCCUUUUGGUAUGUUUCUUUCCCAUUUUCCAGUACCUUUUGAAACUGUUAUGUAUUCAUGAAUCAGUAGUACAUAUUAAGGCUGUGCAUUUUUUAUGACAACUGCAGACUGCUACACUGCUAUGCUACCACACAUCUUGAACUUUUUCCUAGUUUAAUGAUUUUCACUCUUAGCAUAUACUUAUGAACCAUUUUUUACUAUGUCCACUAAGAGAAGCCACGAUUGGAUUACCCCUGACUUAAAACAUUCUAUUCUAUGUAAAAGGUCGCACAUUCUUGAAGGAUUUAGGCGCCUUGUGCAUGAGGAUAAUUUUUUUAAAUUCUUAAGCUUUUGCCGUCGUUUUACCUCGACAUAACUGCAUAUUGUCAUCCUCUUUAAAAACCUUCCAUUCUGCAUAAUAUAUCUCGCAAAUCGAAACUCGUCUGGGGUGCCUCUAUAAUCAUCUAGAUAGCAACUUUUAAGGUGUAAUAGAACACAUUCAGGAACGGAUGGCGGGAAUUUCCAAUCUCCUACUUCUCCACCUUGAACAGAGUCAAGCACACAACAUUCUGGCUGUCAACAAUAAACACAAAAUCAAUAAAUGAAAACGUGUACGAAAAUUAGAAAAUCACCAUAAGCCUCUAAGCAAACCUGCUUUAUGACAAGAUCUUGAAGCAUGGGGCAAUGCUGGAGCAAUUUCACUAUCUGAGACCAAUCAUUAAUAUGAUAUCUAUAGACAAGCUCAACAUUAGUUAAAUUAUGAAACAUGGAGGAAAAGUAGGGGUCGGUGACUUCAUCUAUAUCAUCAUCAAUCUGCAUGAGUUACAAUGUAACAAAAAAAAUCAGAUCAGAUAUCCCAUUUUCCAUAAGAAUGAAAAAGAAUGAUGAUGCAUAAAUCACAUUACCUCUAAGUACAGAACUUUAGCAUUGUUAACCACUUUGAGCAAAAAAUAUGUAUGUUCUGAAAUCUGUAUAUCUGUUCUGAGCAACUUGGGUAACGUUUUGAACUCUCUGUCAGUGACAUCAUAAUUAUCAAAACGUAAAUCAGUUACUUUCAAGUCCUCAAGACCUGGACAUCCAGAAAGAAGCUCCGCGAAAGACUCGCGUGUCGAGAAAGACAGAUUUUCCAGAUGCAGGACUUUAAGCAAUGGGAGAUUAUAAGACCCAAGAUUUUAGAAUUAAAUAAGUAAUUAAUUUCCAACUCACGCAUAGGAUUAUGUGUAAGCGUGAGAGGAACUUGACUCGUGUUUAAUGUUUGGAUUAGCGUUAUGAAGAAGAAAGUUCAGGAAAUAGUUAAGAAUAGUUAUAUAGUCGCUAUAGGUUAUAGCACGAGUUUCAUUCACUUCCGCCUUAGGGCGAAAACGUUAGUAAAUGGCUAAUUUGCUCUUAAAGCACUGUAGAAACGAUAUUCAAAAAUAUUCAGAGGAAUAUAAGAACUUCUCUUAUUCAUUUCCUUGACAAGUGUUUCGACACGAAACCCUGGACUGUACGAACGACCGAUUUCAAUUCUCGGAAGUUUGCCGAAACUGAAUCCCUGAUAGCUCAAGAACCUUUAAGUAAACUGUCGAUGAAGACUUUUUCUAUUCGGAGCUUCAAAUGAAGAUUCCACACGCGUGCACCCAUUUUUUUCGAUGUUUCCAAUCUUUCUUCAGAAAGAAGUUUCUGCAUCUGACAUUCGCUGCAAAAAGUAGUUUUUCGGGUUGAAUUAUUUCAUACCUCUUUUUGGAUCGUUUCAUUUAUUUCAAAACCUUGAUUCAAGUUCUGGAAACUUGACAUCGGAAACCCACUCAGAAUUCACGAAGUAUUGCACAGGAAAAAUCGGAAUCGAGAAAUAUUUGUUUUGCCAAGUUUUUGACCAAUCUAUAAAUAGCCAAAAUUUGAAAUAUCUUCAUCUUUUUCCAUGCUUUGGCCGUGGGUGAGCUUGAGGAGAAGAGGGAGAAGAGCUUUUUGCAAUCCUUGACUGAUCGUCGGACUGACAGUUGCUAUACGUAGGCCUCGAGGUACUGAUGCUUUUCCUUACCUUUGAUCGUAAAUUCUGUCGCUUUUCUCUAUGUCUUUCUGUGCUCAAAGUUUUGAGCUUUUUGUAAAACUGUCCAAAUAACUUGAUUUCUCUGACUAAACUUAUUCCCUGUACGCCCAAGAGCAUGUUUAGCGGAUUACAUUUCGCCGAAUCUCGUCGAAUCGCCUCAGAACUUCAAUUCUGCUCAAAAUACCAAUUUUAUGCUGAGGUUCUGCUUUUUGAAUCAAAAACACUCGACUGAGCUUAGCGUCAGUAGGAUUAGUUGUCAUAAACGUCGUGGGUAUCGACCUCAUCCAAUUUAUUUUUCGAAAUUCCGACUUUGAGUUUCCGAGCUAAAAAUCUUGACCAAAAUACCCCUGUUCUAGUUUUCGAUCCGAUAAUUUUUCUGAGAGUUUCCCUGGCCUAGAUAUCGCCUAAGAAUACCUAGGAAUUGAUUUAGAUCGGAGGAAAAGUUCGGAAACCCUAUUUUCUAAAGUGGCCGAAACCUGUUUGUUAGGGUACCGUGUCCAAAAAUAAUUUUUGGGUAUGUAUGGCCUGAGCUAUAGCGUAGCUCUUUCGAUUGUCGAAAUUUUGGCUUUGGUUUCGUGUCAUUCCGAGUUUUGUAGCUCCAGUUAUGCGCGUUUUAGAAAAUGAAGUUCUGUUAUCAAUUCGUGCCUAAAUAGGAACUCUGAAGCUUUAAAAGCUUUCUUUCCGGUUUCGAUUAGUGUUAUUAGAUUGAUUACUUCUAGUAGGUCUUGUGUUGAUGAUUGUGUUUCCUUGUUCUAGGUUCGCAACUUCCAUGCACAACUUCUACUCACGAAGGUAAGGGUAACUCGGUUUUAGCGCGUCUUUGAGUCUUGCAUGUUUUUAUCGCACUGCAUGCGUUUGAGAUGAAGAUGUUUAAGUUUGAUUGACAUUUGAUUAUGACUGUUGUACUGAACUGGGAAAAUAUUUUUCGGAGGCUUCGGCCGAGUGAACUUAUUGAGACGUGUGUCUCCGUUUUCUGAGAGGCUUCGGCCGUUUACUGGUUUCUGUCAUUGAACUGAGUUGGUAUGUAAUUGAAUUGAUUUAUGUUGGUUGAUAAUAUGAAUAACAUGUGGUUAUCCUGUUUUGAUUAUUGAAUUUGAGAUUGUUGUUUGAGUGACUACUGAGUUGGAUGAGAUGUUUUGAUUUGCUUGAAGUGGCAGUGGAGUGAAUAUUUUCACAUGACUGUCCCGUCUUUCGGGGCGAUAUCAAGUGGUAGUGGAGUGGAUAUUUUCACAUGACUAUCCCUUCCUUCAAGGCGUUACUUAGUGACAGUGGAGUGAAUAUUUUCUCAGGACUGUCCCGUCUUGCGAGACGUUAUCAAGUGGCAGUGGAGUGGAUGUUUUUACAUGACUGUCCCGUCCUUCGAGGCGUUAUCAAGUGGUAGUGGAGUGAAUAUUUUCACAUGACUAUCCCGUCCUUCGAGGCGUUACUUAGUGACAGUGGAGUUGAUAUUUUCACAGGACUGUCCCGUCUUGCGAGACGUUAUUGUUUGAUUUAUAUUGUUGAGGAUUGUUGAUAUCUGAUUUGAUGUUAUAUUGUUGAGAAUUAUUGAUAUCUGAUUUGUUGUUAUAUUUUUUAGGAUUAUUGAUAUCUGAUUUGUUGUUAUAUUGUUGAGGAUUAUUGAUAUCUGAUUUGAUGUUAUAUUGUUGAAGUUAUUGUUAUCUGAAUUAACCUAUGGUGUUAAGUCAUUGAUUCCUGAGUUAGUUUAUGUUGUUAAGUUUUGUUGGUAUCUGUUUUAAAACCAUAUCGUUGAUUUUGCUGAUAUGUUUAAUUCUGUUAAAUAUAUGAUUCGAUUUCAUGAUCGAUAGGAUGAGUUGUCAUCUAUCCUGAAUUAAAUUGGUAGCUUACUUACCAUGGCAUGUAUUAGAUUUGAAUAACAUGUUUUUCUCUUUAUUAUGUGGUAAUUGCAUGGAGUUAACCCUUUCUAUUUGCUACUUGUUGUUUGGGCGCUUAACGCUAUUAGGCGAUGGAGAGCCUUCCGCUGAAGCUUAGCUGUUCGAGUUGGAGAUCGUGACCGUGGGCGGUCGAGUAAAGGUGGAUGAAGCAGUUGUUUCUCCCUUUUUGGUGGACUAUGUCUGAGUUUCUUUCCCCAUUUGAAAACUCUGUUGUUUAAACCUUAUCUUCGCCACUUGUCUAAGUGAGCGUACUUAUUUUGGAACCCCGUUUAUGGUGUUGUGAACUACUCUAUGUUAUGUACAUUAUUAUGUCGGGAAACAGGUUAUUUAAAUAAAGUUAUGUAAUGUUUCCAACCCUAUGGUAUUUAGUCAUUUUCAAAAAAUAUACCCUUGGUUUUUAGGGAUUGCAGAAUAGUCCUUAAACUUUGUUAGGUUACUUAAUGUGAUUCCUCAGUUGCGAAAUUGGGGCGCUACAGAGAGCAGCACAGGAAAACAGUUCCAAAUUUAUCUGAUACAACUUGAGAACCACAAGAGUUGUGCAACUGAAAAUGGAAGACAAGUUGGCGGGUCGCGUGAGGCACGAAUGAAAUCGGAGGUAGAGAUGGAGGUGCUGAAGGCUGCGUUUCACUGUUGUAUUAACCCAUAGCUCGAAAUUGACAGGAUCAACAGAAUCACAAAAGUUAUAGGUGAGUUGGAAUUUAUGAAUGGGUUGGUUUUGAUCUCGGGAGAGGAUAACAACAUUCACGGACUGCAGAAAGAGCUCUGUUGUGAUAAAACGACUGUGGCAGAAGAAUUCCAGAGUGGGAACUGAACGCCAAAGAGGCUUCCACCUCUUGCAGAGAACGCUGGUUGCAAUGGCUUCCUCAGUUGGGAGAAAAGAGAGAAUGUGACAGAGAAUUGGAUCUGGUUCAAUUGUGGAAACUUUGGGAUUGACUGAACAAGCUUGUGAGCGAGACCUACACCGCGAGACUGGAACAACUCGAGGUUAGGGCAACUUACUUAUUAGCUAUUUGCAUUGUAGGCGUCGAUAACUUCGACUUGAAUAUUGCUUGAUAUUGAAUAUUGCUUGGAUAUUGUUUAUCGCGUUAUGGAAAAAUAUUUUCUGGAGGCUUCGGCCGAGUGAACUUAUAUGAGACGUGUGUCUCCGUUUUCUGAGAGGCUUCGGCCGUUUACUGGUUUCUGUCUUAUGAUUCUCGCACCGUAUUAUUGUUGCAUCGCUCUUUAGAGCUGAAUAUUGUUGAAUUGAUAUCAAAUUGUGCGUGUUGACGCGAUUGCGGAGCGUAGGACAUUUGAGUUGAUUUUGUUGAUCUUUCGGGUUGAGAGGAAACCCUAGGCAGGUCCUGACCUGAGGUCUGAGAUCUAGCCCUUUUUGAAAUACUUAGACUUUUCCCGGGGAUUAUAUUUGGGGAAUUUGGGAAGCUUUGAAUAGUUGGAAAUUGGAACUUGGGAACUUAUGGAACUUGGAUUUCGAUAAUAAACCUCAUAACUUGAUUAACUCAACUUGAAAUGCUUUGGUUAAUUAACGAGACCUUUAGGAAAAUUUAAGAGUUGGAAGUGAUUGUGAAAAACGGGAAAUAGUCGAAAAGCCUUGAACUUGAGAUGAUUCGAUGGUCGUCACAGGGAUGAACCAUAGUGACCAUGGAAAUGUCACUGAGUGCAAUAUGUACUCCGGCUUAUCACAGCUAGUCGCAAAGACGACUUUGACCUUCGGGUAUCUUUAAAUUGAAAUUUGUAGUUAAACACGUACGUGUGAGGACGAUUCGAUGUUUAGCUAAACAUAUUGCAUCAUGCAUAUACUCGGGGUUGGGACGGUCGAUAUACUGGCCUUCAUGAAGAACACCAAGAGUGUAUCUUCGGCAUAGCGGGCGCGAAUCCUUAUGUUCAACCCGACGGGUUGGACCGAUUCGGCAAUAAUCGUUUGACACGCGUGAAUCCUUAUAUUCAAUCCGAUGGAUUGGAUCGAUUCGGCGGUAGUCACUCGGGCACGCGUGAAUCCUUAUAUUCAAUCCAAUGGAUUGGAUCGUUUCAGCGAUCGCCAUAUAAACUCGCGUGAGUCCGCAAGUUCAAUCCGAUGGAUUGGACCGAUUCAACGAUAAUCUUUCGACACGCGCGGAUCCUUAUAUUCAAUCCAAUGGAUUGGAUCGAUUCGGCGAUAGUCGUUAGACGCGUGCAACGUCCGUAUGUUCGACUCCAUUGAGCGAACCGACUUGGCGUUGUCAUUUGCUGCGUGUGCGAGUCCUUAUGUUCAACCCAAUGGGUUAGAUCGACUCGACAUGCAUAUUUAUUGGGAUCGUCGUUUGAAUUGAUAUUGCAUGCAUACAUGCGCCCCAAUUUGGAAUCGUUGAGAUAUUGCUUAUUGAAUUGUUGAGAUAUUGCUUAUUGAAUUGUCGAGAUAUUGCUUAUUGAACUGUGGAGAUAGUAGAUAUUGAAUUGUUUAUUGGAGCAUUGAUAACAAGCCAUGUAUAUACCUUAGGGUAGGCAAUACAAAACUUACAUGUAUAUAUACAACCUAUAUAUAUAUACCCCUUAAUUCAUCACAUGUUGCUUGUAUUAUCUAUUAUAUCCUGUGAGUUGACCCUCGCACCUUGGCUUUGUUUGUAUGUUUGUGUUUGGGCGGUCGGCUCGCUGCCAGGCGUCCGUCAGCCGGUUCGUGAUGAUUCGUUGUGCGGGAAAGACCCAGAGCGAAAUGACUAUUACUGAAGCCUUCGACGAGGACCCGGACUUCAUGCCUGAUCGAGGAAGGGUCGAUGAUAGUAGUGUGGGUUAUGGGUGGUUAGAGUCUUUUGAGCUGGUUGUUGCUGUCAUAGCUCUGAUUCGUCAUUUGUACUUUUGGGACCAGGUAGUUUCCGACAGGUUGCUUUCGGUGUGGUUCUCCAUAGAUGGGGAUCGCAUGGAGUAGUCGGACGUAGGAAGUCUUUUUGGAAGCCGUUUUGGGCUAACUUACUUUCUUGGAAGACUGUAUUUAUAAAACUCAUGACUCUAUCUAUGGGUCGCACUUGUUUGCCGUUGGGCAAUACCUUUAGUUAUUUGAUGUUACAUUCCGUCACUUGAGGACACUCGUGACGAUGUUUUUAGUUGCAGCGAGAGCUGUACUUAUAUUGUAUAUUAAUCGCGAUUGGGUUGA
Molecule: messenger RNA, 10686 nt
Organism: Lotus japonicus
Lineage: Eukaryota; Viridiplantae; Streptophyta; Magnoliopsida; Fabales; Fabaceae
Product: disease resistance protein RPV1-like
Exons: 7
Coding region: 68-3403 (1111 amino acids)
Biological process (GO): defense response; signal transduction
Molecular function (GO): ATP hydrolysis activity; ADP binding
Source: RefSeq, a predicted model, not a curated record